Molecule: messenger RNA, 459 nt
Organism: Papaver somniferum (opium poppy)
Lineage: Eukaryota; Viridiplantae; Streptophyta; Magnoliopsida; Ranunculales; Papaveraceae
Product: serine carboxypeptidase 3-like
Exons: 4
Coding region: 1-459 (152 amino acids)
Biological process (GO): proteolysis
Molecular function (GO): serine-type carboxypeptidase activity
Source: RefSeq, a predicted model, not a curated record
AUGGAAUCUGAUUACGAGAAAAUCAAUCAGAGACUUCCAGAAUUCGAAAGGACAAUACAAGCUUGUGCUGUAGAAGGCGAAGUCGAAUGCCUCAGAGCUUACUCCACGUGCAAUUCGAUAUUCAAUAGUAUCCUCAACAUUGCUGGAGAUAUCAAUUACUAUGACAUAAGGAAGCAAUGUGAAGGGAGCCUCUGUUAUGAUUUUUCCAACUUGGAGAAAUUUCUGAAUCUGAAAUCUGUCAGGCAAGCUCUUGGAGUUGGCAACAUUGAAUUCAUCUCAUGCAGCCCUACUGUGUACUCCGAAAUGCAAGCUGACUGGAUGAAGAAUCUAGAAGUUGGUAUCCCAUCUCUUCUUAAUGAUGGCAUCCAGUUACUAGCUUAUGCCGGGGAGUAUGACUUGAUAUGCAACUGGCUUGGUAAGUGCCCUAUUGUGCUGAACUCAGAAUUCCACUUUUUGUGA